Maniola jurtina (meadow brown) is the source of this 978-nucleotide messenger RNA. RefSeq lists its product as uncharacterized. The coding region runs from base 120 to 782 and encodes 220 amino acids. NCBI's taxonomy places the organism in Eukaryota, Metazoa, Arthropoda, Insecta, Lepidoptera, Nymphalidae. The transcript has 5 exons. The record is from RefSeq and is a predicted model, not a curated record.
UAAAACUGUAUUCCUAGAGACGUAAGUGCAUUUGCCUUGAGUGCAGCGGUUAUCAUAGUGUGGCCAUACACCAUAUUAGUGGUACCUUAGUGGUAGUGAAGUGACGGACUUGAUACAAGAUGAAGGGUUGCGUUUUAGCGUUUUUAGUCCUGGGAAUCGUGGCGGCGAAUGAAAUUGACAAUGAGAUGUCAACAACAGAAGACUCACUAAAACGUGGCCUCACAAACAAAUGCGUAUCACGAGAAACGUCAUCGUGUAUCGCCAUCGAACUAGUCGGUUAUGUAGAUAGAAUGCUGAGAACCGCUGCCUUCCAGCUGUCAGACGACCUCAUGAUUGUGGAUGAGAGCAAUGGGGCCGCAGCUGAAAUGCCAAUCAAACCAGAAUCCCUCGCGAGAGCGGGAACAUCACUAGAAGACCAAGCACAACAGCUGAUCAUGGACAAACUAUGGAACUUCGCGACCACGCGGUCGUUUAGGUAUAGGCUACUCGACAAUGCUGAUGUCGUCAUCGCUGGCAAGACGGAAAAGGAUGGCACCUUAGGUGUUGGUGUGUCAAUGAAAGCUCACAAAGCCAUUGAAACUGGUAGAGCAAGGAACAAAAACAUGGGGCCAUUCCUCGCAGCCGCGGCCAUGAAGAUGGGUCUGCUGGGGGCCCUGACUUUCAAAGGCCUCUAUUUGAUGGUAGGAAAGGCCCUCCUGGUCUCCAAGAUCGCACUCCUGCUGGCAACGAUCAUCGGACUGAAGAAACUGUUCUCUCCUCAGGCUAUCAUCAAAAAGGACUAAUCAUAUUGGUGAAUGGGACCUGAUGGAGAUUGACGAAACCUUCACGGGUUUAACCUCAACUAACAAACUGCUGAUAUGGGAAAGUUAACAAUAAACUAAAAUAAAAAAAGUAGUUUAGUCACUUAUUUAAAAAAAACUCUAAGGCUGCUUAUACACUAUAUGGUUACCUGCCACGAUUUUGCGAAGUGCAACGUGU